Mesorhabditis belari is the source of this 1650-nucleotide messenger RNA. The record is from the annotation of a GenBank genome assembly. NCBI's taxonomy places the organism in Eukaryota, Metazoa, Nematoda, Chromadorea, Rhabditida, Rhabditidae.
AUGUCGCUUCGUUAUUACGUCUGCGCCGAGACUGGAGAUGACAGCCGAGAUGGAACAAGUGAGACAAGCGCCGUUGCAAACCUUUUUCAAGCAAUGUUGCUUGCUCGAUCGCCAAAGGGAGAUUUUCUCGUGCGAACGAAGAAAGACGAUGGCACGGCGAAAUGGGAAGCUCCAUCGCAAAGUGCAAUAAAGAAAAACGUGAAGAAGUACGAAGCUGAAGUGAAGAAACACGAGAAAGCUCGUGAGAAAGAGGCUGAAGACAAGGAUUCUCAUGCUAAAGCAAUUGAGGAUGCUAAAAAGAUUACUUUUGUCCAAGAUGCCAGCCUACCCAAGCCAAAGUUGAUUCGGAUUCGUGACACCGUACAAAACCGGGAUAUUCGUGUUACACUAAAGGGAUGGGUGCACCGUCUACGGCGUCAAGGUAAAUCAAUGACGUUUCUGGUUCUACGCGACGGAAGCGGCUACAUCCAAUGCCUUCUCACGGACAAGCUUUGCCAAAGCUUUGAGGCCAUCACGUUGGCUACAGAAUCGUCUGUGCAAGUUUACGGAACAAUUAGCAAGCUGCCGGAGGGAAAGACGGCUUUCGACGAUCACGAGAUGCUAGUUGACUACUGGGAAUUGAUUUCUGCGGCGCCUCCCGGUGGAAUCGACAACGUACUCAACGAGGAAGCUGGAGUUGACACUUUGCUUGACAACAGGCAUCUCGUGCUUCGUGGAGAAAAUGCCUCAAGGGUUUUGCGCAUUGGCGCCGCCGUGACUAGAGCAAUGCGUGAACACUUUUAUCACUCUGGAUACACGGAGGUUGCUCCGCCAACUCUUGUGCAAACGCAGGUUGAAGGAGGCUCAACCCUUUUUGGUCUUGACUACUAUGGCGAGCGUACAUAUCUCACGCAAUCAUCGCAACUCUACUUGGAGACGUGUAAUGCUUCGCUCGGUGAUGUGUACACAAUUUCACGUUCUUACAGGGCUGAGAAAUCCCGCACCCGUCGCCAUUUAAGUGAAUACAUGCAUGUUGAGGCUGAGGUCGCGUUUGUGACUUUUGAUGAAUUGAUGGACAAGAUUGAAGACCUCGUGUGUGACACUGUGGAUCGACUUUGGAGUGACGAAACGACCAAAGCUUUGAUACAAUUUGUUAACCCGACAUUUGUUCCACCACAACGACCUUUCAAGAGAAUGGAUUACGGUGACGCGAUCAAGUGGCUCAACGAGCAUGGAGUGAAAAACGAAGAAACGGGAGAAGAUUUCAAGUUUGGUGAAGAUAUCCCUGAAGCUCCUGAACGACACAUGACUGAUACGAUUGGAGUGCCAAUUAUGCUCAACAAGUUCCCGGCCGGAAUUAAAUCUUUCUACAUGGCUCGCUGUGGUGAGGGGAGCGAAUUGACGGAAUCGAUCGACUUGUUGAUGCCUGGAGUCGGAGAAAUUGUUGGAGGUUCGAUGAGGAUUUGGAAGCACGAUGAAAUGUUGGCCGCUCUGACCAAAGCUGGAAUCGAUCCCAAGCCAUAUUAUUGGUACAUGGAUCAACGCAAGUACGGAGGUGUUCCCCACGGCGGUUAUGGUCUUGGAUUGGAGCGUUUCAUCUGCUGGCUGACCGACACUCAUCACAUUCGCGAUGUCUGCCUCUACCCUCGCUUCAUCGGGCGUUGCCAACCA